AUGUACUUGCGCUACACACAGCCGCCCGGGGACCUGUAUGACUGGUACGAGGACUAUCUUCAGGACGAGGAGGAGAUUGACGUGAAGGCAGGCGGCGGCCAGGUUAUGACUAUUGGCCAGAUGGUUUACCAGUUUAUGACCAAGCUGGACUGGUUCUCUACGCUAUUUCCGCGCAUACCCGUGCCCAUACAGAAGCAGAUCGAGCGCAAAAUAGGAGAUUACUGCCGCGAGCAGGGCAUCACCCUCAAUCAGCUGAGCUCGGGACGACCGGUCACAGGUCCACCGGGUGGUGGGGCUGGAGCUGCGGCUGCAACCGCUGCUACUGUUGGCCCCGAUGACGAUUACCAGGAAUACCAUGAGAGCGGUAAUGGCGGUGGUCACGGCCACGAUCACGACCGCCAACGCAGCAAGCACAAGAAGAAGCACAAGCACAGACACUACUCGCGCAGCCGAAGCAGAAGCCCCAGCCGCAACCGCCAACGCUCGGAGCGUCACGACCGCAAACGGGAUGCUGGUGACGGUGGCGCAGACAGCGGGGGAUCCGGAAGAGGUGGCUUCGGUUCGGAGCGAAGUAGCAAGAGCCGGCACAACGAUCACCCCGAUGAUCGGGAGCGGGAUCGAGAGCGAGAGCGUCGUCGCCGGUGA
Drosophila persimilis is the source of this 645-nucleotide messenger RNA. RefSeq names its product pre-mRNA-splicing factor 38B-like. Gene Ontology annotation, cellular component: precatalytic spliceosome. The record is from RefSeq and is a predicted model, not a curated record. Bases 1 to 645 code for a protein of 214 amino acids. The transcript is spliced from 3 exons. Lineage: Eukaryota; Metazoa; Arthropoda; Insecta; Diptera; Drosophilidae.